Molecule: messenger RNA, 1608 nt
Organism: Rosa rugosa (rugosa rose)
Lineage: Eukaryota; Viridiplantae; Streptophyta; Magnoliopsida; Rosales; Rosaceae
Exons: 2
Coding region: 127-1401 (424 amino acids)
Source: RefSeq, a predicted model, not a curated record
UGCAUAAAGAGUACGUAUGGACGUCAGAACGGUACUCAUGAUCAUCUGCCUCUUCUCUCCUCUCCUCUUCCAUCUCUCCUCUUCCAUUAAAAACAUUCUUCCCUACCUUCUCUUCUCUGGUUCAAAAUGAACGAACUCGUUAAUCGACUUCCAUACAUACUUGUCCGUUUCAGAGUUAAUAAUGUCUCUGGAGGGUUCUCAACUGAUGUCGUGAGGAAUGGAUUCAUGGUGGAUGGCUCAGGCGAGAGGCGACCAGUCCUCGGCCAUAUCUUUCCAUUGAACGACCCAGACUCAAUAGAAUGGAUGAGGUACUCCAUUCUCUACAGGCACCAGAACCUACUGUCGGUUCUGGCUUGCACCAAUGAAAACGAUUUUCCGCAUAUGGGAAUUGUUUUGUCAGAGCACUCGGACACUACUUUCGCAAUGUUUCUGCAGAAUGAUCCUGUAGUAGUGACGACAGAGGAGCCAUCUGUGAGUUUCUUUACCUAUGCGGCGCGAAAGCAUCUCAAGAGCAUUCUCACGGGAAUCGUUUAUCUCAAGUACUCCGGAUGUGCGGGAAAUGGGAAGAUAGAGAUCAACAACAUAUAUAUUGUUGGGGGAGUUGCCAAGCUUGGAUCUGUGAGCGUGGGAGGGCGGGCUACAAGUGACGUGAGACAAUUUUGCGACAUGCUGUGGAGGAUCAGUCAUCGAACAGUGCCAAGCGAAUUCGUUUAUUUUGUACGCAGUGUGACAGUAGCUGGACCAGGUCAGAAUUGGAUGGAUUUUAAUAUUGCGAACUCUCCUAAUCAUCCUCAUUGGAUGAACAGUGAGGAGUUAAUAAUAUACCAUCAAGAAGUCUGGAGAAAGUUGAAGGCAAUAAAGAAAAAUGAUAACCGAUUGCAUAAGGACUUGAACAAUGCAUUUAAGAGGAGGCUCAAUCACUACAGUAUUUUGAAUACUGGUUGGAUGAAUAAUGUCAUGAGCAUAGGUGACCACUAUUCCUCUUCUCUCUUGUUGUAUGCUCCCUACGACAGCCAAGAUGUUUUUGAGUUUGCCAGAUUUUGCCGCAAUUAUCAUGCGCACGCUGAAGAUAGUACUGGACAAGGGGGAAGUGGUUUUGGGGGAAGACAAGGUUCAAGUCAAGCCUACGGGGCAAUUCAAGGUUACGGGGGGCCAAUUCAAGGUUCGAGUCAAGGUUACGGGGCUGGUCAAGGUUACGGGACAAUUCCAAGUUACGGGGCAGGACAAAGUUCAAGCCAAGGGGCAAGAGGAGAAGUUGCAAAUCAUGCUAUCGAAAGGGCACAAUUACUCACCAGCUAUUUCCCGGGGUAUUUCGCGGUGCUGCAUGAGGUGUUAUCAGGGUUUCGAGUGUUUAUAACACUACCACCUCACGGAGCAUUUUUCAGCGUAGCCAACUACUGAUGCAUUUUAUUGGUUCGUUAAGUUCUGAAAACAUUAUAGUAGGUUUAUUGGGUUGUAACUUAAGUUCUACGUUCUGCGUCCUAUUCUUGUUUUCCGUAGUUCCACUCAAGAAAACGGUACUAUUUUCUUAUUUACUUCAGUUUUCUCGUGCAUUGAAUCAAUAUGUUGGGUUUUGCCUUUUAAAUUAUUAGAUUUUGGAAACCUUCA